Molecule: messenger RNA, 3263 nt
Organism: Contarinia nasturtii (swede midge)
Lineage: Eukaryota; Metazoa; Arthropoda; Insecta; Diptera; Cecidomyiidae
Gene: Eps-15
Product: epidermal growth factor receptor substrate 15-like 1
Exons: 14
Coding region: 116-3091 (991 amino acids)
Biological process (GO): endosomal transport; endocytosis
Cellular component (GO): plasma membrane; clathrin coat of coated pit; cytoplasm
Molecular function (GO): cadherin binding; calcium ion binding
Source: RefSeq, a predicted model, not a curated record
GCUAGUGUAGUAUCUAUUUUUGUGUUUGACAUUUUUACCAAUUUUGACACCUAAACAUUCAGACAUUUUCGAGUUGUACAACGAUUUUUACAUUCAUUUAGUUUGAUUAAAAAACAUGGCGUCGACACUACCAAGUCCGACAAAGGUUGCUGGGAAAUAUAAUCCAAUAUAUGAAGCAUACUAUAAACAAAUUGAUCCAAAUGGUACAGGCACAAUCGAAGCAGUAGCAGCAGCCAAGUUCUUAAAAAAAUCAGGGUUGAGCGAUGUUGUUUUGAGCAGAAUAUGGGACCUGUCCGAUCCAACAGGAAAAGGCUAUCUCGAUAAAUCUGGUUUGUUUGUUGCUUUGAAACUAGUGGCAUUGGCUCAAACGGGUGAUACAAUAAACAUGACGAAUAUUUUCAACGAACCAUCAAAUCCACCAAAAGUUGGUGAAAUACCAAAAAUCGUGGUACCAAAAAUUCAGGCGGUACCUGCUACGAACGAUGACUGGAGCAUAAAGACAGUCGAUAAACUAAAAUAUGAAGAAUUAUUUGAGUCACUUCAACCAAGUAAUGGUUUACUACCAGGUAAUAAGGUACGCAGCGUAUUAAUGGACUCAAAGUUACCAUUAGACGUCCUUAGUAAGAUAUGGGACUUGGCCGAUCAAGAUCGAGAUGGUAGUUUAGAUAAACAUGAAUUCACUGUUGCCAUGCAUUUAGUUUACCAAGCACUGGAUAAGCGUGCAAUACCGCAAGCACUGCCGGCAGAAUUGCAACGUUCUGCUAGAAAGGUCAGUGCUCCAAGCGAUAAUUUUGUCGCAAAUUUUGAUGUUGCGAACAUUGGACCACCCCCAAUACCACCAUUACCAGCUGUUUUUAAUAAUUUGCCACCGGCUAUACCACCAAUGCCACAACCAAAUUGUCAGAACAGUGUGCCAUCGUUUCUGGGCUCUAGCUCUCAGCCAGUUACUGAUUGGGUCGUUAGUUCGACUGAUAAAGCACGCUAUGAUAUCAUAUUCGCUAAAAGUGAUCUAGAUAAAGAUGGUUUGGUGUCAGGUGGCGAAAUUAAGGGUAUAUUUGUACAAUCAGGCAUACCGCAGAUGUGCUUGGCACAGAUAUGGGCAUUGUGCGAUACAAAUCAGUCUGGUAAAUUGACAGCUGAACAAUUUGCUCUUGCUAUGUGGCUAGUUGAGCGCAAGAAAAAAAAUGGUAUAGAGCCGCCCAAUGUUCUGGCCCCGAAUAUGGUUCCACCAAGCCUUCGUACGAAUAAUGUUGUUAAUUUGGGUGAUCUAAUCGCACCGGCAGCGGUACAGCCAAUCGAACCACAACGUCAAGUCUACACAAAUCCAGAAUUGGAAAUGAUUGCAAAAGAGAUUGAAGAAUUAGCCAACGAAAGACGCCAGCUAGAGAGCGAACUUGUUCAAAAGGAGGCAGAUAUUCGUAUAAAAAAUGGUGAAGUGCGAAAUUUGCAAAGUGAACUUGAUACAUUAGUCGCCACAUUGAAACAACUUGAAAAUCAAAAAGGAGAAGCACAAAAGCGACUAAACGAUUUAAAGGCACAGGUUGCCAAAAUACGUGAACAAUGUCAGAAACAAGAAGAAACGAUCCGUGAACAAGAGACGGAAUUAGAUUCCAAAAGAAAUGAAUUGCAAAAGUUGAAAGACGAAGAAUCAUCACUAGAAAAAGAGUACGAAGAUAACAAGCGAAAUUUGGAUAGAUUGUCCAAAACUCUACAAGAAACACAGCUGCAAAUAUGUCAGAUAAAGUCCUUAGUUACACAACUGGAGGAAAGUCAACGACAAAUGAACGAUGCACUUGCUGUUUGUAAAACAGCGAUUGAGGCAAACGAUCCAAGUCAAGCCUCGUACUUCUCUCUGAAAAUUGAACCAGACUUUCGAGAGGCCAAGAAAGCUUUGGAAGAAAGAACGGAGCCGACUUCUGACCCAUUCAAUGAUAAGGCGAAUAGUUUUAGUAAUGGAACAGAUAACGAGUUCAAAACAAAUAAAUUUGCUACUACAUUUGAUGAAAAUAACAGCAGUUUCGGUGGUUUUGAUGAUGGUUUUGGUAGCAGUUUUUCUCCAAAAACAAAUGAUCCAUUUGAAAACUCGGCAACACAAGAUCCAUUCGGCGACAAGAAAAAUGUAAAUACAAUUUCCCAUGAUCCCAACAAAGACGAUUUUGGAAGUGAUCCAUUUGCUAUAUUACAUGCACCGACUUCAGCUUCACAAAUUCCAAGUCCAGGUUCACAUUUGGGAUCAAAAUCUAUACCACCACCAAGACCAGAGUCUCCCAGUCCUGCAUUGCCCCCAAAAAAAGCAAAACAGCCCCCACCGCGUCCUGCACCACCGCGACCAUUGCAGGGUCCAAUCACACCAAAACACGAUACUGGUUUUGGAAACAGUGGCAGUGGCUUCGCUAAUUUUGCAGACUUUGACAAUAAGAAUUGCGGUCUCGGUGAUUUUACUGAAGAUCCUUUCAAAGAUUAUCGUUAUGAAGAUCCUUUCAACAUAGAAGACCCAUUUUGCGACACUCAAGAUGCACAUUCGAAGGUGGUUCAAUCGGGACAAAAAAAUGAACAUUUAACUCAGGACAAGAAUAUUUCUAGCGGAUUUGUACGAGAAGAACCUUUAAACGGUGUUGGUUCAAACAAUAAUAAUGAAUCCAUAGAUAAUUUUGCCAAUUUUGAUGCAUUUUCAUCGACGAACGACUCAGACUUGUUUGCAAACAUUGCAUUUUCUAGCAAUCAAGUCGAUGGCCAUGAUGUAACAACAGCUUCCCCUAAUGCCAAAGAUCAGUUUUUGGGAAAAAUCGAUAAUUAUAAAAGUUUUAAUAAUUUGGAAACCAAAUUCAACUGCUUCGUAAAAAAUGACUCAACAAAACAUCAACAUUUACAAUACCGCUGCAGUUUGGAUGAUGAAACGAACUUCGCAGAUUUCAGUAAUGCUAAUGUAUUCAAAUCAACUACCAACAAAAUGAAAUCACCAUCAACAAACUGUGAUAUAGAAAAACAUCAGGAGAAUAUUCCUUCGAAAUUCCAAAAUAAAUUUUCCAAAAAUGAGCAAUUCGACGCUGAUCUUGAAGAAGCGUUAAAAAGAAGUUUAGUGGAUCAAUGAACAAAAUGUACUCAUUUAGAUAUUACAUUUAGAUUAAGCCAAAUCAAUCUGCGAUGAAAACGAAGUCAUUAUUGUAAAACUUAUCGUCAGUUUUUCAACCGAUUUGAAUAAUAUUAAUUUUAAUGUAUUUUUGGAAGUAUUAUAUACAGAAAUAGAAAAAACUCAAAUAUAA